Lontra canadensis (Northern American river otter) is the source of this 2883-nucleotide messenger RNA. It is a transcript of the gene NLRP8, whose product is annotated as NLR family pyrin domain containing 8. Gene Ontology annotation, biological process: regulation of inflammatory response. Gene Ontology annotation, cellular component: cytoplasm. The record is from RefSeq and is a predicted model, not a curated record. NCBI's taxonomy places the organism in Eukaryota, Metazoa, Chordata, Mammalia, Carnivora, Mustelidae. Gene Ontology annotation, molecular function: protein binding. The coding region runs from base 1 to 2883 and encodes 960 amino acids. The transcript has 10 exons.
AUGUCAUCCUUGAAGUCCUCUGCCUCCUCCAACUCUCCUUUUGAAAAUGGAGUCAUGCUGUACAUGGCCUAUUUAAGCAAGGAGGGUCUGCAAACAUUCAAGCAGCUUUUAGUGGAUGAGAACCCCAGGCCUGGAUCAGUCCAGAUCACCUGGGACCAGGUCAAGACAGCCAGAUGGGGAGAGGUUGUUCAUCUCUUGAUGGAGUUCUUCCCCGGACGACUAGCUUGGGAUGUGACUCAUGACAUCUUUGCCAAGAUGAACCAGACAGAAUUGUGUCUUCGGGUACAGAUGGAGCUAAAUUACAUUCUGCCCAACCUGGAGCCCGAGGACUCAAACCCAAGAGAAAUGCCAGUGAAUUUGGAGGAAGGAGAAUCUGAUAAAAUACAGGCGUACAAAGUGCACGUGACAGAUGAGUAUUCCAUGACACGGACGAUGACCACCUGGUCUGGGAGCCAUGCAGACUUCUUCUACCAAGACAUAGAGAGACACGAGAGGUUCUUACCAUGCCUUUUUCUUCCCAAAAGACCUCAAGCCAGACAGCCCAAGACUGUGGUCCUACAGGGAGUCGCUGGGGUUGGAAAAACAAGUUUGGCCAAAAAGGUGAUGUUGGAGUGGGCGGAAAACAAGUUCUACCGCCACAAGUUCCAGUGUGCUUUCUACUUCCAUUGCCGGGAAAUGGCUCAGGUGGAUGAGCAGAGCUUCGCAGAGCUGAUUGCCCGUAAGUGGCCUGGGUCACAGUCUCUCAUGUCCAAGAUUAUGUCCAAACCAGACCAACUUCUGCUCCUCUUUGAUGGCUUUGAGGAAGUGUCACUGACCCUCACGGAUAGACCAGCUGACCUGAGUGAUGACUGGAUCCAGAAAUUGCCCGGGCCUGUCCUCCUGGCUAGUCUGCUGAGCAAAAGAAUGCUUCCCGAAGCCACCUUACUGAUCACCUUCAGGUUCACAUCUUGGAGGAAGCUCAAGCCCUUCCUGAAACACCCCUCUUUCAUAACACUCACGGGGUUUAGUAUGGCAGAAAGAGCCAAGUACUUCAGGACAUAUUUCGGAAACAAGAGGGAUGCUGAUGAAGCCUUGAGGUUUGUCACGGGAAACACAGUUCUCUUCUCCAUGUGUCAGGUCCCUGCAGUUUGCUGGAUGGUGUGUUCCUGUCUGAAACAGCAGAUGCAGAGAGGAGCAGACCUUGCACAGGCAUAUCCAAACGCCACAGCUGUAUUUGUCCAGUAUCUGUCUGGCUUCUUUGCCACCAAGCCUCGAAGCCCUCCCAGGAACACUCAUCAGACACGACUGGCAGGUCUGUGUUACUUGGCCGCAGAGGGCAUGUGGAACAUGAGAUGGGUGUUUGACACGAAAGACCUCGAGCAGGCCAAGCUAGAUGAGACCGCUGUUGCUACUUUUCUCCGUGUGAAUAUUUUUCAAAGGGUGGCAGGCGACGGAGACCGCUAUGCAUUUGCCACUCUAAGCUUCCAGGAGUUUUUUGCUGCCUUGUUGUACGUUCUGUGCUUCCCACAACAACUCAGAAAUUUCCGGGUGUUGGACCGUGUUCAGAUCAUACGCCUGAUAGCAUAUCCCGGAAGAAAGAAAAACUAUCUUGCUCAGAUGGGGCUCUUCUUAUUUGGCCUUUUAAACGAAACGUGCGCUUCAGCUGCAGGGAAGUCAUUUGGAUGCAAGCUGUCCCUGGGCAACAAGAAGAAGUUGCUGAAAGUGGCAGCCCUGUUGCAUGAAUGUGGCCCACCCACACUGCACCACGGCGUCCCGCAGCUGUUCUACUGUCUGCAUGAGAUCCAGGAGGAGGCAUUUGUGCGUCAGACCCUAAGCGAUUGUCAGAAGGCUGCUUUGAUCAUCAGCAAGAAGAAAGACAUGCAAGUGUCUGCCUUUUGUCUUAAGCACUGUCAACGUCUGCGGGAUCUAGAACUGACUAUGACCCUGACCAUCCCCCACGUGGGCACACUCAGCCCGGAUCCCCUCCAUUCUGCUGAACCAGAAAGCAGUGACCAGUGUUUUCUCUGGUGGCAAGAAUUCUGCUCCGUGUUUAGGACACAUGAGAAUUUGGAAGUCCUGACUUUGACCAACACUUCUUUGGAGGCUGAGUCAGUGAAGGUUCUUUCUGCGGCUCUGAGACAUCCUGGGUGUAAACUGCAAAAACUCAUCUUCAGAUGUGUGCAUCCCUCCAUGCUGAACAAAGACUUAAUCCAAGUUUUGAUUGAAAACCAGUAUCUGAGCUACUUGGAAAUACAAGGCACGGAAGUGAGACGUGAGGCCAUGGAGUUUCUGUGCACAGCCUUGAAAUGUCCACAGUGCUAUCUGCAGUGUCUGAGGCUGGAAGACUGCUCAGUUACCCCUAAAAUGGAUCGACUGGAGAGGCUGUCAUUGGAGAAUUGUGAGCUCGCGCUGCUUACCUGUAAAAUUCUUACCUCCUCCCUCAAGAGUAAUGAGAUGCUGACCCGUCUGAGCUUGGCAGAAAGUGCCCUGAAGGACGAAGGAGUGAAGGAGCUUUGCAGCGCCUUACAGUGUUCCACGUGUCCUCUACAGAGGCUGGUCCUGAGAAACUGUGCCCUGACCUCCAACUGCUGUCCGGACCUGGUCUCCGCUCUGGAUAAAAACAAAAAUUUGAGAAGCUUAGACCUUGGUUUUAAUAGCCUGAAGGAUGAUGGCGUUAUCCUGCUCUUUGAGGCCCUCACGAAAGCCCAGUCUGGCCUCCAGAUUCUGGAGCUGGAGAAGUGCCUGCUCACCGCUGUCUGCUGCCAGGCUAUGGCUUCCAUGGUCCUGCACAACCAGAGCCUCAGAUACCUGGACGUGAGCAAGAAUGACAUCGGGCUCAGGGGCAGAGAGCUCCUGCGGGAGGCCUUCCAGCAGCGCAAGGGGAAAGAGAAGGUUGUUCUGUAA